Messenger RNA from Aphidius gifuensis, 1856 nucleotides. It is a transcript of the gene Arf79F, whose product is annotated as ADP-ribosylation factor 1. The transcript is spliced from 5 exons. NCBI's taxonomy places the organism in Eukaryota, Metazoa, Arthropoda, Insecta, Hymenoptera, Braconidae. Gene Ontology annotation, biological process: vesicle-mediated transport; intracellular protein transport. The record is from RefSeq and is a predicted model, not a curated record. Bases 168 to 716 code for a protein of 182 amino acids. Gene Ontology annotation, cellular component: cytoplasm; plasma membrane. Gene Ontology annotation, molecular function: GTP binding; GTPase activity.
GCCGCCCUAUACGUGGCAGAAGCAUGAAUCCUUUUUCUACUGUCAGCCAUUUUAGCUUACGGGACAUUUCGGCAGUGUUGGUUUUUAUAUGUUUUAUCGUUUAUCGAGUUGAUUAAAUAAUCAUUUUUUUAGUGAAACGUAAAUAAAGAAAAAAAUCAAUCAGCAAAAUGGGCAAUAUGUUUGCUACGUUGUUUAAAGGCCUUUUUGGCAAAAAAGAGAUGAGAAUUUUGAUGGUCGGUCUUGAUGCUGCUGGUAAAACAACAAUUCUGUACAAAUUAAAAUUAGGUGAAAUCGUAACGACAAUUCCUACAAUAGGUUUCAAUGUAGAGACUGUUGAGUAUAAAAAUAUUAGCUUCACUGUAUGGGAUGUUGGUGGUCAAGAUAAAAUUAGACCAUUAUGGAGACAUUAUUUCCAAAAUACACAAGGUUUAAUAUUUGUUGUUGACAGUAACGACAGAGAACGUAUUGGUGAAGCACGUGAAGAACUCAUGAGAAUGCUUGCUGAAGAUGAACUCAGAGAUGCAGUACUUCUUAUAUUUGCCAAUAAACAGGAUUUGCCAAAUGCCAUGAAUGCAGCUGAAAUAACUGAUAAAUUGGGACUUCAUUCUUUACGCAAUCGUAAUUGGUAUAUUCAAGCAACUUGUGCCACGAGUGGUGAUGGACUUUAUGAAGGUCUUGACUGGCUUUCAAAUCAACUAAAAAAUGCUAAUCGUUAAAUCUUCAUCAUCAUCAUUAAUAUCAAGUUUGCUACAUAUUAAAUGAAAUAUUAAAAUGAUAAUAAAAAUAAAAAAAAAAAAAAAAAGAAAAUACAACAAAAAAAAUACAAAUAAUAAUAAUAAAAUAUAAACAUCAACAUCAUCUUCAUCAUCAUCAACAUCAAAAAAAAAAAAAAAAACUAAAAGCAAACAAUAAAACUCUUUGAUAACAAUAAUAAAUCGAUUAAAAAAAAAAACAAAAAGAAAGAAAUAUUUAAAAAAACGAAAUCAAGUUGAAACAAAAAAAAAUUUAAAAACAAAAAAAGAACACGCAUAUUGCACAUUAUCAUUGCCUCGUGGAAAGUACAAAUAAUGUACAUUUUAAAAACUAAUAAUAUUUAAAUUUAAUAAUUGUUUUUACAUCCACGAGCAAGGGGGGUAAGACACAAUCAAUAUCUACCAUUAUUUUGUUUUUUUUUUCUUUUUUUUUUUUGUCAAGGUAGAUAUAUAAUUUUUAUCGAAAAAAAAAAUAUAUAUAUAAAUAAUUAUUAAUAUUAAAUAAAACAAAACAAAUUACAGCCGGAUAUGCACACGUUAAAAAGCAGGUCAUUUCGGAGGCACUUGCUACUGUGUAGCCGGCUCUUAGAGUUUCAUUUUAUUGUAUUUUUUUUUUUUUUUUUUUUAAAUCUUUUUUAUAAUGUCACACACGGACUGACGGUCACACCACACACACAAUAAAUGAAAUUAAAUUAAAAGUGUAUCACGAGGAGUAAUUGCUAAUAUACAAACUUAUCAUUAUUAUUAUUAUUAUUUUAUUAUUAAUUAUUGUAUCGAUAAUUAUUAAUUACAAUUCUAGUUUUUAAGUUAAAAAAAGAAGAAAAAAUUUUUUUACAGCUGAAUAUGCCUUAAUUGGUGUGAAAUAUUUAAGUAAAAAAAUUGAUAAAAAUAGUAAUUGUAUUGAGUCAAUUUUCUUGAAGAUAAAUAAUGAAAAAUUUCAAUUUUAUACGGUUUUUUUUUUUUUUUUUAAAUCAAGCUCUUAUGACUGAUUUGAUACCUCCAGUGUGCUUAAUGAGAAUCAAUGUGUAAUGAACGAGUGUGUUUAAAAAAAAAAAUAUCCCAUGUUUUUAAUAAUAAAGAAGAAUUAAAAUAAAAAAAAAAAAA